Messenger RNA from Phacochoerus africanus (Common warthog), 2654 nucleotides. It is a transcript of the gene CARD9, whose product is annotated as caspase recruitment domain family member 9. The record is from RefSeq and is a predicted model, not a curated record. Bases 446 to 2503 code for a protein of 685 amino acids. Gene Ontology annotation, biological process: regulation of apoptotic process; positive regulation of canonical NF-kappaB signal transduction. The transcript has 13 exons. Lineage: Eukaryota; Metazoa; Chordata; Mammalia; Artiodactyla; Suidae.
GCGGGAAGCCGAGGUGGCUCAGGACUCUUGGGACAGGGAGAGGGAUCUGGAGUGAACACCCCAGAAGGGCACCAAACGGCCUCACCUCUGCCGCCCCGUCCCCCCUCGCAGCCACCUGGCACGUGUCGCUUCGGUGGAAUGAACAGCAGGUCUCGUCAGGCGUGGCUGCUGUGGACUUUAGGCUAGAAAGGCCGGGACAGGCCAGAUCCAAAGACCGUCCGCCAGGGUGCUGGUGAUUUCUCUGAACGCAGCGCCUGUCGCUAGGCGGGCGGGCCAAGGGCAGUGGGACCCACAGCCACGGCCUCUGGGAUGCCACGGCCUCUGGGACCGUGCCCCAGCCCCUGUGGGCCGGGAGCCGGUGUUUCCCAGGCAGGUUACAGGCUCAGUCCCAGGUGGCCGAGGCGGGGUCUCUGCGCCCCCCGACCCCUCUCCCCCAGGAGGAGGCAUGGCCACAUGGCUGCUGCUGCUCAGCCCGCCCCGGAGCGUGGUCCCUGCCCGCCCGCUGCUGGAAGGGCCAGCAGAGAGCAGCCUCCACGUAGAUGGUCCCCUGUCAGGGAGCCGGCGUCCCCGUGCUCAGCAGUGUGGCCGAGGAGAUGGGGAGAGCCCGGGGCCAGCUAGUGCCCAGCACCCAGAGCCUGGAGGAGGCGCGCAGCCGCGUCCUGGGCUGCCUGGGCGACACAGCUGGGCCCUCCCCAUGUGCCCAGGGCCCUCCGGUGGGCUGCUCUCAGUCACGCUUCCUGGAGGGCACCACGUCCCUGGGCCUGACCGGAGCGGGCCAGCUGGGCAACUGUUGCAUCACCAGCCACAGGAAGCAGAGGAAGGGAUGGGAGUGGAUGUGCGGGGAAUGAGGAAGUCCCGCGUGGCAUGGCCUGCCGCCCGCAGUGCGCCCGCCCGCACCAUGUCCGACUACGAGAACGAGGACGAGUGCUGGAGCGGCCUGGAGGGCUUCCGCGUGAAGCUCAUCUCCGUCAUCGACCCCGCCCGCAUCACGCCCUACCUGCGCCAGUGCAAGGUCCUGAGCCCCGACGACGAGGAGCAGGUGCUCAGUGACCCCAGCCUGGUCAUCCGCAAGCGGAAAGUGGGCGUGCUCCUGGACAUCCUGCAACGCACCGGCCACAAGGGCUACGUGGCCUUCCUCGAGAGCCUGGAGCUCUACUACCCGCAGCUCUACAAGAAGGUCACGGGCAAGGAGCCCACCCGCGUCUUCUCCGUCAUCAUUGACGCGUCUGGGGAGUCUGGCCUGACGCAGCUGCUGAUGAGCGAGGUGAUGAAGCUGCAGAAGAAGGCGCAGGACCUGACGGCGCUGCUGGGCUCCAAGGACGACCUCAUCAAGGAGCUGCGCGUGAAGGACAGCCUGCUGCGCAAGCACCAGGAGCGCGCGCAGAGGCUCAAGGAGGCCUGCGAGGCCGGCGGCCGCGAGCUCCAGCGCUGCAAGGACGAGAACUACGACCUGGCCCUGCGCCUGGCCCGUCAGAGCGAGGAGAGGGGCGCCGCGCUCAUGCGCAACCGAGACCUGCAGCUGGAGAUCGAUCGGCUCAAGCACAGCCUCAUGAAGGCCGAGGACGACUGCUCGGUGGAACGCAAGCACACGCUGAAGCUCCGGCACGCCAUGGAGCAGCGGCCCAGCCAGGAGCUGCUGUGGGAGCUGCAGCAGGAGAAGGCGCUGCUGCAGGCGCGGGUGCAGGGCCUGGAGGCCUCCGUGCAGGAGGGGCGGCCGGACCAGAGCAGCCCCUACAUCCAGGUGCUGGAGGAGGACUGGCGGCAGGCGCAGCGGGACCUCCAGGAGCAGACCCGCACCGUGUUCUCCCUGCGCAAGGACCUGCGCCAGGCCGAGGCCCAGCGCGCCCGGUGCCUGGAGGAGAAGGAGGUGUUCGAGCUGCAGUGCCUGGCCCUUCGGAAGGACUCCAAGAUGUCCAAGGACCGCGUCGAGGCCAUCCUGCGGCAGAUGGAGGAGGUCGCCGUCGAGCGGGACCAGGCCAUCGUGACGCGGGAGGAGCUGCACGCGCAGCAGGCACGCAGCCUGCAGGAGAAGGACGCGCUGCGGAAGCAGGUCCGCGAGCUGAGCGAGAAGGUGGACGAGCUGCAGCUCCAGCUGUUCCAGCGCGAGGGCCAGCUGCUGGCUCUGGAGGACAGGCUCAGGCGGCAGCAGCUGGAUACACCUGUCCUGAGCUCUGACCUGGAGGACAGCUCUCCCCGGAGCUCCCAGGAGCUCUCGCUCCCGCGGGACCUGGAGGAGGACGCCCAGCUCUCAGACCGAGGUGGCCCGGCCAUUGAGGAGAGUCUGGAGCAGCAGAAGGAGCGGCUUUCGCUGACCCCCAACGACGCAGGCCUGGGCCGCGGGGAGCCCCCGGAGAAGGAGAAGGGGCGGCGGCGCCUCAAGGAGAGCUUCGAGAACUACCGCAGGAAGCGGGCCCUCAGGAAGAUGCAGCACGGCUCGAGGCAGGGGGAGGUGGACUGGGAGAACACCACGGGCAGCGACAACACCGACACCGAGGGCCCCUAGCCGGCCCCUCCGUCCAGCCGCCUGGGACCUGGCCGCUGCCCCGCUAGGCCGCCUUUGUUGACGAGCACGGGCGUGUUCUGUCUCUGGGGAAUGCACACGCACGCUGCAGUGUUAAAAACGCAGCCCCGUCAAUAAACGAGCACCGUCCGAA